Messenger RNA from Dacryopinax primogenitus, 1590 nucleotides. RefSeq names its product cytochrome P450. Lineage: Eukaryota; Fungi; Basidiomycota; Dacrymycetes; Dacrymycetales; Dacrymycetaceae. Bases 122 to 1453 code for a protein of 443 amino acids. The transcript has 8 exons. The record is from RefSeq and is a predicted model, not a curated record. Gene Ontology annotation, molecular function: heme binding; oxidoreductase activity, acting on paired donors, with incorporation or reduction of molecular oxygen; monooxygenase activity.
CUUGGCGAUCCUACUUCAGUUCUGGCUGGCGCCAGCAAGCAAAGCUCAAGUACCAAUUUUGGCCAGCGAUGCGCUGUUCGGUUACAGAACCGCAUUUCGGACCCUUACAUCAUAUCGAAAAAUGAUGAUUGAGGGUCAUACCAAGUUCAAAGGAAAGCCGUUCCAGUUGCCUACAUUCAGAAGUUGGAUGGUCUUUGUGUCUCGUGAGCUAUUCGAUGAUAUCCGGAAGGCACGCGACGAGGGUCUAUCUUUCAAGGAACAAGUGAACGAGGCGAUCGCGGUGGAGUACACAAUUGGCAAGGCGCUUGCAGACGAUCCCUGGCACGUGUCUGUCAUUCGCAAACAAAUGACCCAGAACCUGGGCGCCAAGUUCCCAGAGAUCUACGAAGAAAUUUCGCAAGCGUUCGCAGAUGAGCUGAAGUUUCCCAACAGUGGUGACUGGAUGCCGGUGAAUGCGUAUGAACUCAUCCUCCGAGUGGUUUGUCGUACAAGCAAUCGGCUCUUCGUCGGAUUACCUUUGUGUCGUAACGAGGAAUUCACUAAGAUGAGCUGUGAUUACACCACUACAGUUAUUCGCGCUGGGUUCUUCAUUGCAAUGUUCCCUGGAUUCCUGAAACCGCUCGUCGCCCGGUGGCUUUCAGCAGCACCUGCUGCAACAAAAGGCUUUGAACGGUUCCUGCUUCCUGUGAUUGAAGAGCGAAUUCGGAAGGAAGAGGAACUAGGGGAAUCGUGGAAUGAUCAGAAGCCCUUUGACUUUUUGCAAUGGAUGAUUGAUGCCGCCGAUGGAAAGCGCCGAGAACCUAAAGAGCUGAACAAGCGUAUGCUGGCAAUGAACUUCACCGCUACUCACACAUCGUCAAUGUCCUUCACCCACGCCUUCUACUGGUUGGCUGCUUAUCCACAAUAUGUUCCCGAACUGCGUCAAGAGAUUGAGUUUGCCAUAAAGGAACACGGCUGGACACGUGACGCAAUCGACAACAUGUUCAAGGCGGACAGCUUCAUUAAGGAAGCAAUGCGUCUGACUGGCUUGGGCGUCAUGUCCAUGGCACGGAAAAGCAUGAGACCGUUCACUCUUUCCGAUGGGACCGUCAUCCCUACUGGGUCUAGGAUAGCUGUCAAUGCAUGGAGCAUACAUCAUGAUCCAGAUACAUACGAGAAGCCCGAAGAAUUCGAUCCUUUCCGAUUUUCGAGAAGAAUCGAGCAAGGUGAGAGCAUCAUCAAGAACGCAUUCACGACUUCCAGUUCGAGUUUCGUCUUCUGGGGAGCAGGAACGCAUGUGUGCGCCGGUCGUUAUUUUGCGUCCCAGGAGCUCAAAGCUAUGCUUGCCUACGUCGUGAUGAACUUUGAUGUGAAGAUGCCGAACGACGGAGAGCGGCCUGCGGAUGUCUGGUUUGGGGCGGCAUGUAUUCCUGAUCCAAAAGCGACGGUUCUGUUCCGCAAACGUGCAGGCUGACAUUGAGGGAUGGAAGGUCAACUUCGAGGAUUUUUGUUUUGCCAAAUGCUUUGAUCCGUUCAGUUCUUGCCGGCAUGUUUGCCAGUUCCUUCUGGCCUAUGAUAUGGUUGCUUGCGUGUUCGUCAGGUCCGCCGAUC